GCUGGGGGGGGGAGCGGCUCCUCCCGCGGUCGCCCGGGCAAGUUGGCGGCCGGGGCUCGGCGCAGGGGGGGCGGCCCGACCGCAGGGCCCGGGGCGCCAGGGAGAGCUCCGCCCCGCCGCGCUGCCCGGGGGGGGGCGGGCCGGCUCCGUGCGGAGCGGGGACCCCCCCACCCCUCCCGCCCCUGGCCUCCAUUUUAGCCUGGGGAAGCGAGGCCGGGCCUGGAGGGGCUUCUAGAAGGAUCCGGGGGUGGGAGCCCCCCGCGCCCCCGGCCUGCGGGCGCUACCGGGCCCUGUCCCCGUCGGCCGGCCCGGGGCGGGAUGGAGGCCUCAGAUUUUUUCACCUCAAAUAAAUCAAUAAGAAACUUCUGGACCUCCCAGGCGGCGGCGGCUGGAAGGAUCCAGAGGCCGUCCCCCCCGUGCUGACCGCCUGGACCGCAGGUGGCAAGGAUGGGCCUGGCCAAGAUGCCCACUGAGGCUGCGCUCGGCGGCGGCGGCGGGAGGCGGCGGAGCUGGCCUCGGCACCGGGAGAGGCUGCGCUGCCCGUCUCGCUGUGCUGAAUGGCUGCGAUGGCGCCCGCUCUCACUGACGCAGCAGCUGAAGCUCACCACAUCCGAUUCAAGCUGGCUCCCCCGUCCUCUACCUUGUCGCCUGGCAGCGCCGAGAGCAACGGAAACGCCAACAGCAUCCUCCUGGCUGCCAACGGCACCAAAAGGAAAGCCCUUGCUUCAGAGGAUCCUGGUUUAGAUUUCCGAAACAACCCUACGAAGGAAGAGCUGGGCAAGCUGCAGCCGCUAGUGGCCUCUUAUCUCUGCUCAGAUGUAACAUCUGUUUCUUCAAAAGAGCCUCUGAAGCUGCAAGGAGUCUUCAACAAGCAGACAGUCCUUAAAUCUCACUCUCUCUUAUCUCAGUCCUUCUUGAAAACAAGUGAUCUGUUGGGGAGGCAACCAGUGUUGGAAUUCACUUUGGAGAAUCUAAAAACAAUGAGUACUAAUAGCCAGCCAUCUCUCCCGCAAGCGCCUGUAAAUGGCUUGGCCAAGAAAUUGGCCAAAAGUAACAAUUCAGACCGUGAAAAUUCUAGUUCUCUGAAUGGUGGGAAAUGUGCUCCUCCUUCUGUUGCCCUCCAGGGUGUUGACUAUAAUUCAGGAGGUUCUGAACUGGGGGACUUGAAGACUGGUUUGACCAAUUGCACUCUUCCGCAUAGAAGCCUUGAUGCAGAGCACACAACUCCAUUUAGCAAUAGUAGCACUGCAAACAAAUCUUUCCUUAAUUCUAUGGAGCAACAGAGAGUGCUUGAGGGUGGCAGUGGGGAGACUAGGUUGCCCAGUGUUGCUGGUCACUCUGACGUUGGGAGCAGUAACUUGGAAGAGCAGAAACCUUCUCUGUUGGUUGGUCACCACAGUGCUCUCGACUCCGAGAUGAGGACGAGGGCAUUGCUGCGACGGCAGGCAGACAUCGAGAACCGCGCCCGCAGGCUGCAGAAGCGCUUGCAGGUGGUGCAGGCAAAGCAGGUGGAGAGACACAUCCAGCAGCAGUUGGGUGGCUUCUUGGAGAAAACUCUAAGCAAGCUUCCAACUUUGGACCCCCUGAGUCAUCGAAGCCAGCUGAUGUUGACCAGAAAAGCUGAAGCAGCCUUGAGGAAAGCCCCGAGUGAGACAGCUACUUCAGAAGGCCUAAGCAGCUUCUUGAAGAGCGAUUCCAUAUCGGAAGAACUGGAGAGAUUCACGGCCAGUGGUGUGGCCAACUUGAGAUCCAGUGAACAAGCGUUUGACUCGGAUGUCACCGACAGCAGCUCAGGAGGAGAGUCUGAUGUGGAAGAGGAGGAGCUGACCAAAGCAGACCCUGAACAACCCCACGUACCACUGAGGCGAAGGGCAGAGUGGAGAUGGGCAGCAGACCGCGCAGCCAUCGUCAGUCGCUGGAAUUGGCUCCAAGCCCACGUCUCAGACCUGGAAUACCGAAUCCGGCAGCAAACGGACAUUUACAAGCAGAUUAGAGCCAAUAAGGGUCUGAUAGUUCUUGGUGAAGCAUCACCCCCUGAUCCUGCAGCAGACGAUGCAUCCCGUCCCUUUAGUGCUGAAGUUAAGCUGGAGCCUGGGGCUGACCGGCUGAGUGUUUCGGGAUCCCAGCCGCUAGACGUCUUGGGUGUUUCUGCUACAAAUACUCCUGAGCCCCAUCCAGCCAAGCCCUGUGGAGCACCAAGACCCGUCAAUGGAGUUGUUAACACUCUUCAGCCCGGCCUGGCAGAACGUGCUCAGGGAGAUGGCCAAGAAGCUGAGGAGCUCUUGCAUAAAAAGCAACGACUGAACAUGGUUUCUUCCUCUUCGGACGGAACGUGUGUAGCAGCUCGCACUCGCCCAGUGCUGAGCUGUAAGAAGAGACGGCUUGUUCGACCCAGCAGCAUUAUGCCCCUUUCCAAAAAGGUCCAUCGUAAUAGCCUGGCACGAUGCAGCUGUGAUGUGAACCCUUCAUGUGCUCUGUGUGGCACUCGAAGCUCGACAGCUCUGGAAAUCCAGUAUGACGCCCCGUUGCUGGAGCGCCUGUCCCAGCUGGACUCGUGUGUUCACCCUGUGCUGUCGUUCCCAGACGAUGUGCCGUCAAGCCUGCACUUCCAGAGCAUGUUGAAAUCUCAGUGGCAGAACAAACCCUACGAGAAAAUGAAACCUCCCAAAAAGCUCUCGCUCAAGCACAGAGCCCCCAUGCCUACCAGCAGCCUGUCUGACCCUGCUCGCAAGGACCGUCACAAGCUGGUGAAUUCCUUCUUCACUGCAGCCAAACGUUCACAUCAAAAAAUCCAACCAGACAAGGCACACAGGCCGCCUUUAGACGAUUUUGCGGCCAUGUCCAAGGCCGAGAGAGCGCCAGAGCGCUCGCUUGUCCAGCCUCCUGCCUAUGACAAAAAGCGAUUGCGAGACUGCUCAUCUGAGAGGAGUGAAGUGUUGAAGCAUCACACGGAUGUCGGUGGCCCAAGCUACUUGUCAGCAGCUGCGACCCCCACACCUCACAGCCCUCUAGCACGGCAACUGUCCACCUCCUCGGAAGGCUCCGCUCCUGCCAGCACGAAUUCACAGGGCACCUCCAGCACAGCCCAGCCCAGGAGGAGGAGAGGCGAAAGUUCGUUCGAUAUUAACAACAUUGUCAUCCCGAUGUCUGUUGCUGCAACAACUCGUGUGGAGAAGCUGCAGUACAAAGAGAUCCUCACACCCAGCUGGCGUGAGGUGGAUAUCAGCGCUCUGAAAGCAAACCCUGAUGAAGACAGUGAGGAGAUCGAGGACUUGUCUGAUUCGGCCUUCACUGCUCGGCAUAGCAAGUGUGAAGAGAUGGAGCGAGCCCGGUGGCUUUGGAGCACGAGCGUGCCCCCGCAGCGGCGGGGCAGCAGGUCUUACAGAUCAACAGACGGACGGACGACCCCCCAGCUGGGGAACCCCUUGACUCCCCAGCCAGCGUCCCCUGACAUGGGCAACUGCCACGCCCAUUCGGAGCUGCCCCACACCCACUCGCCGCGCAGCCCCAUCAGCCCCGAACUGCUCUCUGCCCCUUUCACCCCGCUGUCCCGUGACUCCAUGCGGCUCCUGUCCAGUGAGGAUACCCGUUGCUCCACGCCCGAGGCCGGCCUUGACGAGCAGGCUGUGCAGCCUUGGGAGCGACGCACCUUCCCGCUCUCAUACGAUCCCAGGACAGAGUGCGAGGACCAAUCUGAUCCCCAAGACCGGUUGUCGCGCUGCACCCGGCGCACGUCAGGCAGUAAAUCCUCCCGGGAGACUGACAGCACUUCUGCUCUGCCCAGCCUGGCCAGCCUCAAGAGCCGGACCGCCCUGGCGACACCCUCCUCUUCCUCCGCAGCAGUUCAGCGGCCAGCGCACAGAUAGAGACGUAUGGGAAGACGUGAGCAAAACCAACACACAGAACUAACUCUUGGCAUUAAAGCUUCCAAAAAUCUGCGUUUGAUAUUCAAACAUCCUGCUGGGAAUUUUCACAGUUUUUAGUGAAUUUAAGGAGUUUAGAAACUGUUUUUUGUUUUCUUUUGUUUGUUUGUUUUGGUUUUUUUUUUCCUUUUCUCCAUGUUUCCUUGUCACACACGAGAGCCCCAGACUCCUCCCAGUGGAGUGCAGGCUUGGGAGGGGAGCAGCCCACCAGACACCCCCUCCCUCUUUCCUCCCCUACCCUCUUAGAUGUAUAAAUCUAGAGCACAGGAUUUAGCUGGCUAGCAGACUUCGGGGAUAGUUUUUCUCAAGGAAAAGGGUGUCGUCUUAACCCACUACCCCCACCCCCCCUCCCUGGAAGGUUUUAGUGGUGUGAAAUUAGUGAUGAAAAGUGAUGUCUUGGGAUUGCAGCCCUCACCCGCUGUCUGUCUGUCCUCACCCUGCCCUUCCACCCUCCAGCAUUUGUCCUCCCCUGGCGUGCAGUUCCAGGUGUCUGAGGGGUGACUGUCCCAGGGCCGCCUGCCACCUCCUGCUGCCAUCACUCCUGGUUUGGGAGCAGCCGUUCGCUGUGCUGAGCUCUGGCUGUCACGGGGGAAGGAAGGAAGGAAGGAAGGAAGGACCCUUUUAGCCGCUCAGCCCCACAUGGGAGGAGUGAGAUUUCGGGAGCAGCCUUGCUCACAGCUUGUGUGUUCCUCCUGGGUGGAAGGCAGGGAGGGGAGAGUCCCCAGCCCAGUGCGGUCGGCGCUUCACACAGAAGCAGAAGUCACGAGGCCCCUCGGGGACAUGGCUCUUGGCCAAAGGCAGCAAACCCAGGUCUGGGGCCAGUGCUUGAGCUCUGCCCUGAAGUCCCCUGUACGGUUGGGAGGUUUGGGUGAGGGCACGACCAUGGGAACGGGGCUGGUCCGGGUUGCACAGCUGGGGUACUGGGUUGGUCCCGGCAGGUGGGUUUGGUGUCAGAAAAGGGGAAAUGAGAGAAGGAAGGGGGGUGAGGGGGGUGGGCUGAGGUGCUGGGGAGGAUCAGGAUCUGUCACCACUGCUUCGCUGCACUUCCACAUGUGGUCCUAAAACAGGGGUCGAGUCUGUUCAGUUUCCCAGUUGUGGAUCUGAUGUGCCGCCUACUAACAGGUAUUUUAUUUUGAAAUGGAGUUCGUUGUUCCAUCCCCCCCGCCCCCUCCCUGGCCCCUCCGUGCCGCAGAGGCUCCUGGACUCCGCACACCGGUCCCAUCCGUAACGCUUUCUGAUCCCACGGUGUGGCUCUUGGUCCCUGUCGCUAGCAUCGUGCCUGUCUUAUGUAUAAUCACAUCACCAAAAAAGGAAAAAAAAUAAAAAGGACUUUUUUUUUUUUUCCAUUUUGUAAUCGUAAAGAAAUAGUAGCUAAACUGCUUAAUGGUUGGGGUUUUCACAAUUUUCAACAUUAUCUAGUGUUUUUGGUUCUGUUCUAGUUUAAAGGAUUUGUCAUCGUUUCUUUGAAGAAAACCAACAAUGCUACCAUAUCCGUCUGCAUAAGUGCUUUUCUAUUUAUAAGGUUGAAAAUUCUGAAUAACCCUUUUAGCAUUAUAAAAAAAAAAAAAAACACACACACACAAAAAACCCCACCUUGUAUUUUGUAAAUAUUUUCUUUUCCUGCUUUGAGCUGUGUAAUGUCCUUGUUAUAUAGAAAUGCUUUUCUUCCGAGAAGCUGAUCUUUGUUAAUGUCUUGAUUCUGUUGGCAAAGCACAAAUGUGCUUAUAAAAAAAAAAAAAAAAGAUUAAAAAAAAAAUAAAACAGAA
This is a messenger RNA of Columba livia (rock pigeon), 5689 nucleotides long. RefSeq names its product KAT8 regulatory NSL complex subunit 1 (gene KANSL1). Gene Ontology annotation, cellular component: NSL complex. The coding region runs from base 558 to 3866 and encodes 1102 amino acids. The transcript has 16 exons. NCBI's taxonomy places the organism in Eukaryota, Metazoa, Chordata, Aves, Columbiformes, Columbidae. Gene Ontology annotation, molecular function: histone acetyltransferase binding. The record is from RefSeq and is a predicted model, not a curated record.